Molecule: messenger RNA, 1529 nt
Organism: Zophobas morio
Lineage: Eukaryota; Metazoa; Arthropoda; Insecta; Coleoptera; Tenebrionidae
Exons: 3
Coding region: 175-1380 (401 amino acids)
Source: RefSeq, a predicted model, not a curated record
UUACCAAAGGCAAAGGACGUUAAAUUAUUUUCCACAUUGAUAGUUUCUGAAGCGGAGCAGGCGUAUCAACGGUUACAGGACGGUUUCGAUUUCGACACAUGGCUAAAAUUAGGAAAGGCUGCGUUGGCAAGAGUUAUUGUGUACAAUAGACGUAGAGUCAGUGAAGUUGCAAGUAUGUCGUUGGAAUUGUAUAACAAAAAAAUCGAACUUGAUGAUGAAAUACUUCAAUCCCUUCCAAUGUAUCAACGGGAGUUAGCGAAUAAAUACAAAGUUAUGACUUUGAUUGGAAAGCGUCUACAUAUAUUACAUGUGCUGUUGGACGAAAAUCAAUGCAGGUAUCUAGAUAUGUUUCUCCAAUAUCGAAAAGAAGCUGGUGUUCCCUAUUCAAACAAUUACCUUUUUGGUAUACCUACGAGAGCGAUGUUUAUCGAUGCUUCAGUUGUUUUAAGAGAUUACUCAGAGAAAUGUGGUGCUGAAGAACCGCAUCUUUUACGUUCCACUUAUUUAAGAAAACAAGUCGCAACCCUUUCCCAAUUGUUAACAAUGAAUGACAAUGAAAUCGGUCAGAUUGCAAAAUUGAUGGGUCAUAGUCAGAAAGUCCAUGAACAAGUAUAUCGACAAGACGAACUUUUAUUUCAACUAACAGGGUGGGCAAAAUUUUUGACUAUCGUAGAUGGAGAAGAACUCUUUUCAUACAGAGGUAAAAGUCUCGACGAAAUACUCACUAUUGCACAAGAUUUACCAGUACCUGAAGAGGAUCCGGCGUUAGACGAUCAUAUUACCUCUGAAGAAUUAUUAGGAGACAAUCUCAGUUUGGAUUCGUUUGAAACUACCUGUUCAACAGAAAGUACAAUCAACAGAAUGGAAACGAACCUCAUGCAGGAGGUAUCAACAGACACUCAAGUCUCACAAUCAGGUGUGAUAGAAUGUUAUACUACAGACAAUAUUACUGAAGUGCCUUCGGAUCGUCGAAAGUGUGACAAAGUUACACAUACUACACAAGAAGCGCUUUCUGAAAAAGUAGGGGCGAGAGCCAGUACUGAAGACCGGAGGAUUGAAACACCAAAGAAAAAAAUAUCGAGUCACAGGGGAACUUUGAACACGAAGUCACCAAAAUCGCAGAAAUCACCAAGAAAAACGACAAUCGCGGAGAUAAAGCAGAAAUUGCAAAUAACUCCUGUAAAGAGAAGAGGAAAGAAACCAUUCACCUCAGAGCAAAUGUCUUUAAUGCAGAGACAUUUUUCGCAAUACAUAUCCAGGGGUCAUUUGGCACCACCGAAGCUGUGUGCAGAAUUUGUUGAAACGAACCAGCUCUUCUCUGAUCGCAGUGGUCGAGACGUGUACAACUGGAUCCAGUAUCAGAGAACUAAGCGAAGAUGAAACUAGUGGAUCAGCUGUCUCUUUUGUUUUUUUUUUUGUUUUGUUUACAAGUUGUGAUAAUUUUUGAUAUUUUUGUAAUUUUAAACACUGACUUUACAUGUUAAUAUUGUAUUAAAUUUUAUAAUAUAAUAAAAAAUGUCUUAAAUUCA